Messenger RNA from Saprolegnia parasitica CBS 223.65, 608 nucleotides. RefSeq names its product 60S ribosomal protein L11. Bases 28 to 546 code for a protein of 172 amino acids. Gene Ontology annotation, cellular component: cytosolic large ribosomal subunit; ribosome. The record is from RefSeq and is a predicted model, not a curated record. Gene Ontology annotation, molecular function: structural constituent of ribosome; RNA binding. Gene Ontology annotation, biological process: translation. The transcript has 3 exons. Lineage: Eukaryota; Oomycota; Saprolegniomycetes; Saprolegniales; Saprolegniaceae.
UGCGAAAUUAUCCCCAGUGUUAUCAAGAUGAGCAAGGACAGCCAGAACGUGAUGAAGGAAAUCAAGGUCGAGAAGUUGGUCAUCAACUGCUGCGUCGGCGAGUCGGGUGAUAAGCUCACCCGCGCUGCCCGCGUGCUCGAGCAGCUCACGGGCCAGAAGCCCGUGUACUCGAAGGCCCGCUACACGGUCCGCACGUUCGGUAUCCGCCGUAACGAAAAGAUCUCGUGCCACGUGACCGUCCGCGGCGAGAAGGCCCUCGAGAUCCUCGACCGUGGCCUCAAGGUCAAGGAGUACGAGCUCAAGAAGCGCAACUUCUCGGACACCGGUAACUUCGGCUUCGGUAUCGACGAGCACAUCGACUUGGGCAUCAAGUACGAUCCCUCGACGGGUAUCUACGGUAUGGACUUCUUCGUCGUCCUCACCCGCCCGGGCAUGCGCGUCGCUCGCCGCAAGCUCCGCCAGACGCGUGUCGGUGCCCCCCACCGCCUCCGCAAGCAGGACGCCAUGAACUGGUUCACGCAGAAGUACGAGGGCCUCAUCAUGUAAAUCGUGACGCGUCCCUAGUCUCUUUACUAAACCUUGUCCUAAACACUUGAGGAGUUAUUACU